CUGCAUUCAAAGACUUCCCCCGGGACCACUUGACUUCAACCAGCUCACGGAUGGGACCGCAGGAGCAAGCCUGCAACAUUUCCUCACCACAGCGUUGAGUCACCCAAAAAAAGUGGCAAGUGAAUGGAGUCGGGCAAGAACACCAAAACGGGCGUCCUCUCAUGGACUCCCGCUCCCAAGUGCGUCUCACCCGCCACUUCUGAAACGUCGGAAGAUGCGUGGGAUGAGGAGGAAGAACAAGAUGACGACUUUUACGCUCAGAUGGAGGAGAAUGGCAUCAUUGGGUUGACACUGGUGGAUGACCCGCGCGAUGCAGAAUGUAACGGAACCUCAUCUCGUGGACCCGCCACCCCGGAAGGUCUCGCUAUCUGCGUGGUACCGGAUAUGCCACCUGAUGAGCUCUGCUCCACCCUCGAUGAACAUCUUGAAGAUGUACUGUCACCCUUCUGCGAUGACGUUUGCGUCUUAAAAGAACGAGGACAUCAUCAGGCCAAGGCAAACGAGAGGGAGACGCCAAAAGGGCGGAAGACGGAGCAGCGCUUCUCCGAGCGGGACUCGCAAUUUGACACGGCUCAGGGGGAGAGAGAUGGAACAGAAGUGGAAGCCAAUGGAGAUUGCAAACCUCGGUGUCCAACACAGCGGGCUUCUUCUCGUCCAACGCUUCCCAUGUUCUCUCACCUGUGCCGUUUUACUUUGGAGGAAAUGGCCGCUGCUCCAGGGAUCGCGAGUGAAACCGUUCCAGACAUGUGCUUUACGGACUUUCCAGACACUCACAGCCUCAUGAGCUGCGUGUCCAGCCUUCACCAUCAAGAAAGCUCUGAAGAAGAAGAAGACCAAGAAGAUGCUCUCUCUGCUCAACCACAGAGCAGUGAGAAUUCACAGACUGGUCUUAAAAAACCCGCCCCCUCACCGGGGCCGCGGUCGCAGCCCCGUCAUGACGCGGCACUUCCACGGACCAGUUCUUACGACAAACCAAAGGAAGAUUGCCAUCACGCUCCCAGAAGAGCGGACGAAUGCAGAAAAGCCUACCCAAAUCACGGGGUUCCAGAUUUGUCCAAAGUAAAGCCGAGGGUGUCUUUCCCGAAAGGGGAUUACAAGCCUCCCAAGAGCAGAUGGUCUUCCAAGAAUCCUCCCAAGUCCCUGACGCCGGAGGCCCCCGUUGUCUUUAAAUCUCCCGCUGACAUCGUUAAAGAAGUUCUGCUGAACACGACCGACGGACCUCAGCCGCCAUUAGACUUGAACAAAAGAACAUCUGCCGGCACCGUGCCUCAAGAGUUCCUGUCCCAGCAGAAGGCCGGUAUCCUGCUGGAUCAGCUCCAGGAGGACCAUGGCCGACUGCUGACCAAGUACGCCGAAGCGGCCAACACAAUCGAUCGCCUGCGGCUGGAAGCCAAGGUGAACCUGUACUCUGAGCAGCAAAUGCCCGCUCACGUCGUGCCAUCGGGACAACACGCCGAGCCUUCAAAGUUCAUGCGGCUGGACUUUCCUCAAGCUCAGAAAGCGCAGCCCGGCGCCGUUUCUCCUCCGCCGAGUGGACCCAGCACGCACAUCAGAGCUUCCUCCAGCCUAUUUUUAUCUUCCUCCAUUUCAAAGAGUUUGGAGUCGCCAGGCAAUCGCAGGGUGGCGAAUGCGCUCUUCGCACAGGCCGACAAGUUCCUCCAGCAGCUCCAACAUUUUGAGGAAUUUCUGAAGAGCAAAAUGCCUUUCCAAAUGGUGAAGGGACUUGCACAACUUUAUCAAGGACUGGACUCUUUGGAAAAGGGCUACCUGGCAGCCAGGAAAGAACACAAAGUCCAACAGCAGCAAGGGGCAGAGCACAGCCACUUUGACCCCAAUCGCGAGCUGGAGGAGUUCAUUUACCAAUGUGGGCGGCAUAUGGACGAGCUGAAAGAGAGGGUGGAUCGCAAUUCCCGCGCUGCUGAUUCUGCUCGUUCUCUUUCACCUGAAGACCCAAAAUCCCCUGCGUGUGACGAUUCUCACGUUGAGAGUCAACAUACACCUUUGUCGCUUGAUUCAGUCGAUCUGACCAACAAGGAAGUUGGGCCGGGCAACGUGAAUUCUUCCCACUUCAAGAAAAGAUGCGAUGAACAAGCCACAGACGUCGAUCAGAGUGCAACCGCGCGUCUCACGCCAACUCCUGCCAGCAGCAGGAGGAGGAAGGAGGUUCGGAAGUCCUACAGCAGCAGUCAGUGCAGUCUGGCAGAAAUCAGCGCAUCAGAGAAGAGAAGCGCCAAUCUGCAAACGGGAAUGAGGAGAGUGCUUUCUCAGGACGGGGGCAUUUCUCCAGGAACCGACAGCGGCUUUGUUGGAUCUGAGUGCAGUCAUCAGAUUUGGGCUGCAACUCACGACACUUGCCAGCAGAGAGCCUCAAAGCGUGUUUCAGGGCCUGCAGAAGUCAGCUCAGUCAAGCCUCAGACCAUCCGAACCUCCACACCAUCUCGGGACUCCUCGCAAUCGCACAGGCGCGCGUCACGCGAACCCAAUGAAUAUUUCCAGCAGGCGAUGAGGGGAUCCUGUCCGGGGGAGCGCACGCAAAGGCAGCGGGUCCAUCCUCAGACGUACUCAAUCAGGACCGACAGUGAAAUAACCCAUCCUGUGUCUGACGACAUACAAAGUGAUCAGUAUGAAGAAACCCUCCUCCCCUGUUCCUCCCCAAGCUCCUCCUGCUCCACUGUCCGUCAUCACCAUAGCGACUCUCUGAAAACGCUGAGGUCCAGUGAGAGGGUGACUUGCAAUGAGUCCAGCCAGGCUUCGCAGUCCUUCAAGUGCACCGCGCCAGCACACAUAGGGGAGAGUCCCACCUCGAAGCCCCUUUCUGGAACUAAUUCCACUCAAGGCAACUGUACGCAACACAGAACCUCACAUGCCCUCAGGUGUCGAGACCACUCGAGCGAUGUCAGUAGAAGCAGCAGGAAGAAAUGGUCCAUCGAUGGCAAUGAGGUGGAGAAGGUGACGAGACGCACAGCCAGAAAAAGAUUGACCCACAAACAACAAACACGACGUGACACAACAACUGCGACAGAGGACGAAAAUGCUGCGCAGCGACUUCUGGUGUCAAGAUCCACCCAAACAUCUAUUGCAGCAACUGACAUCCAACUUUCAUACGCAAGUGACCAAGUCCAGCACAUAAAGCGGGAUAAUGCAGAGCGCGCAGACGACAAUGAUGGCCGGACAAGCGGAGUUCUUCCUUGUUCUCAGUGUUUGUCACAUCACAAAGUGUCUCCUGAAAAACCUUCGGAACAAGCAGGUGGCCACCGAGAGCCCGCCCAGUUCUGUUCCUGUCAUUGUCAUCGCUGUCACCAUUGUAGACAUUCUGAAACCAAGACGGCCAAUGAGCAAGACUGUUGCAGAGACUCAAACACCUCCAAGAUCUCCAGCUGCACACCAUCGGAGUCUCCCAACAAAGCGGCACCACCUGCCGUCUGCCCGUCAUUGUGUCCUACACCGUUACUCCUGUAUCUCCAACCUCAACCCGUCCACGUGUGCACCAACAACACGGGCUCUCCCUCAAAGGUGGACAGUAGCAAAGAAGAGGAGAGGUUGCGCCCCUCGCCGUGCGUUGUUCCGGAACGCUCUGUGGAUGACGCCCUCCUUGCUGCGCAGAAGAUAAAAGACGUGUCAAAACGCAUGGUGCGUUCACUGACAGCAGGCAUGCGCUCGCUGGAGCGACUCUCCAAGUCCCGCUCCAAUUCCAACUCGGACUGACUAGUUCCCAGAGCCCGCCUGGUGCAGGCGCAGUGACUUCUCACAAAACGUUUUACACGAUAUAACAGCAGUAUAAAGGUUACACAAUUUGUGAAAUACGGAUUAUUGUGUGAUCAAUAUUGUACAGUGAGGUUAUUUAGCAAAGUUGUGUAAAUGAAGAUGAUGCCCAUAAGUUUACUUUGGCCAGAAAACUAAAGUACCAUCCAAGUAUGAAUACCCUUUACUUUUACACGAGCUAUUCUUGUAUUCUAUCUGUCUACGAGUACUCUCUGUUAAAUUAUAAAUUAAAACAAUAUGUUUUAACACUU
Hippocampus zosterae (dwarf seahorse) is the source of this 4013-nucleotide messenger RNA. RefSeq lists its product as uncharacterized. The transcript has 22 exons. The record is from RefSeq and is a predicted model, not a curated record. Gene Ontology annotation, cellular component: centrosome. Gene Ontology annotation, biological process: neuroblast delamination; neuroblast division in subventricular zone; epithelial to mesenchymal transition. The coding region runs from base 124 to 3705 and encodes 1193 amino acids. NCBI's taxonomy places the organism in Eukaryota, Metazoa, Chordata, Actinopteri, Syngnathiformes, Syngnathidae.